This is a messenger RNA of Bradysia coprophila, 1471 nucleotides long. Its product is annotated as multiple inositol polyphosphate phosphatase 1-like. The record is from RefSeq and is a predicted model, not a curated record. Lineage: Eukaryota; Metazoa; Arthropoda; Insecta; Diptera; Sciaridae. Gene Ontology annotation, molecular function: inositol phosphate phosphatase activity; acid phosphatase activity.
AAAAAAAUAAUAAUUGCAGACUGAUUGUGAAACCCAGCACAACAUGUUGUCGAUUUUGAGGUUGUUUGUGCUUUCCCUGGCCUUUAUAUCAACGCAAGGCGGUGUGUCUGUUCAUAAUCCCUUUUAUUGUUAUUCAGAAGAUCCAGUCAGAACGUGGACUGGCUUGGGAGGUAUAAAUUCUCCUUAUGAACCAAAUCGAGGACAGUUUAUUAACGCAAAUGUGUCCACUUGUAAUCCAUCAAAGAUUUGGAUGUCAGGUAGACAUGGAUCAAGAUUCCCCUUCGAGGGGGAUCUACCAAAUCUACGCAGCGAACUACCUGUGCUUCAACGCCAAAUUUUGACGAAUUACAACGAAGGAAGAACAUCGUUGUGCGCGUCCGAUUUUGACUUGAUUAGAAAUUGGCAGUUCAAUCCAGAUAUCACUGAGGAAAAUGCAGAACAUUUAUCACCAUCUGGAUGGAAUGAAAUGAAGGAAAUGGCACAACGUUUUCAGGCUGCAUUUCCGACAGUUUUACCAUCAACAUAUUCUCCCAACGAUUACUUCUUUCAAAAUAGCAAUUUUGAACGUACGCGAAGCAGUCUCAAUGCCUUCGCUGAUGGUUUGUUUGGUGAUGGUGGCCAUGAACAGGUUCAAUUUGAAGAUAUCCCUGAACCAGACCUCCACUUGCGACCUUUUAAUCACUGUCCGCUAUAUACCGAUCUUAACCUUGCAGUCGAACAAGAUGCAUUUGUUGAGGGUCCCGAAUAUCAAGAAAUGGUCAUGCAAGUUAGUGCUAAAUUAGGCUUUCACAAUUCAAACGUGUUGCGACAUAGCGACAUUGUUCUCCUCGCCCUACAAUGCAAGUACGAUCAAAUGUGGAACUUGAAUUACACAUCUCCAUCUCCAUUCUGUGCUUCUUUUUCCGUUGCAAAUGGACAAGUUGUUGAAUAUUAUCAGGACCUCUACUGGUACCACAUAAUAGGCUAUGGUCAACCAGAACAUCGUAGACUGUUCGAAAAUGUAAUGUGCUUCACAUUGCAAGAUAUGCUGCGUUUCGUUCGAUCAAAUGAUGCAAGGGACCACAAAUUGAGAAUAUUCAAUGGCCAUGUAAGACAGUUUCUGAUGUUUUUGCAUUUCGAUGCUUUUGACGGUGACAAUGUACUGACUCGUCACAAUUUUGCACAACAAUCGCAACGGGUGUGGAGAUCAACUGAACUCCUACCAAUGGCUAUGAACAUAGCGGUUGUACGAUAUGACUGCGAUGAUGGUGACAAUGAUCUACUGUUCCUCUUUAACGAAAAGCCACUGCAAAUCCGUGGAUGUGACUCAAAUGGAGUGUGCAAACAAUCGUUUAUAUUAGAAAGAUUAGGUCGCUACCUGGAUGUUAAUUGUUUAGAAGUAUUCUGCACUUACGAUUAGUGAUUAUGAAACUUAUAACUUCUUGAAUGGUCCGAUUGUUUUUUAUACAAAUAUGCAAAGAUUCACUUUCUU